This is a messenger RNA of Ficedula albicollis (Collared flycatcher), 5916 nucleotides long. It is a transcript of the gene SYNM, whose product is annotated as synemin. Gene Ontology annotation, biological process: fast-twitch skeletal muscle fiber contraction; intermediate filament cytoskeleton organization. Gene Ontology annotation, cellular component: sarcolemma; costamere; intermediate filament. The record is from RefSeq and is a predicted model, not a curated record. NCBI's taxonomy places the organism in Eukaryota, Metazoa, Chordata, Aves, Passeriformes, Muscicapidae. The transcript is spliced from 4 exons. Gene Ontology annotation, molecular function: intermediate filament binding; vinculin binding; structural constituent of muscle. Bases 1 to 4560 code for a protein of 1519 amino acids.
AUGUGGCGGCGCUGGGAAGCGGGAUGGGACGAGAAGAGGGAGCUGCAGGAGCUCAACUCCCGCCUGCGGGUCUUCGUGACCCGCGUACGGGAGCUGGAGGAGGAGAACCGCUUUCUGGCGCGGGAGCUGGCGGAGCUGCGGGAGCAGGAGCUGGUCGGGCUCCAGGUGCCCGAGCAGGAGCUGGCCUGGCUGCGGAUGCAGCUGGAGGAGCUGAGCCGGGCGAAGCUGGAAGCGGAGCUGGAGCGGGACGGGCUGCGGCGGGAGCUGGAGGAGCUGCGGGCGCUGGGCGCGGAGGUGCUGGGGAUGCGGCGGCGCCUGGAGCCCGAGCUGGCCGGGCAGCGGGCGCUGCUGGAGCGGCUGCGGGGCGAGUGCGUGGCCCUGGAGGAGCUGCUGCUGGAGCUGCAGGCCGAGCACGGGCACAUGGCCGAGCGGCAGCGGCGGGAGGCGGUGGAGAUGCGGGAGCUGCGGCUGAACCUGGCCGCCCUGCCGCCCCCCUUGGCCGGGCUCAGCCUGGAGGAGCUGGAGGAGACCUACGAGCUGCUGCUCAGCCAGAGCUGCCGGGAGACCCUGCUGCGCUACCAGGAGCAGAUCCAGGUGCUGCAGGAGCAGGAGGCGCAGCGCAACCGUGAGAACCUGGAGCUGCUGCGGGAGGAGAGCCGGCAGUGCCGGCAGCACCUGGAGGAUCUGCACCGCCAGGGCCAGGAGCUGUGCGCGCUGCGGGAGCGGCUGGAGCAGGAGAUGCUGGCCCUGCAGGACCGCCACGGCGCCGAGCUGGAGGAGUACCAGAGAAUAAUUGAUGCCCUGGAAGAAGAAAAGCAGUUCCUGACCAUGUCAAUCACAGAUUACCUGAGGGACUACCAAGAGCUCCUGCAGGUGAAAGCAGGCCUCAUCCUUGAAAUUGAAACCUACAGAGCUUUGUUAGAAGGGGAGAGCAAGCCGUGGAUUAUAUGGAGAGAAGAGUAUGCAGGGAAAUUGCCUCAAGAUAUUAUAAACACUUCAUAUAACUACACUGAUAUUUACUCUACUUAUCAAGAAAGAAAUAGAAGUAAAGCUUCACCAGCUGCCAGGAUCACUGACAGAAGGCACAGAAUGCCAGUGACAAAUCUGAGCAGUUCUGCACAUUACUCAGCUUACUCCACGCAGGCUGGAUCACACACAACAACUGGGGGAGGAACUUUUGGAAGGGACCUGCUUGGUUCAACGUAUCGCCCUUCAACGACUGUCACAAAGGAUGAAAGGAUUGUAACAGACCACAAAGAGCUAAGAACAUUUACUCCAGACUACAGUAGCUGGAGAAGCACUGAAAUGCAGCAAAAGAGGAUUCCAGAAAGAAAGAAAACAGAAGUUACAACUUCAUCCACAGUAUCUUUUUCAAAAGAAUCAACUGAAAGAUCAGACAAGGACCACAAGCCUGAUGCUGAAAAUACAAGAACUAAACCAGGCUUCACUAAAUUUCCAGCUUAUGAGCUGAUUACCAAUGCAAAACCAUCUAAAUAUGAAGAAACUAUAAUUGAAACUCGGACCACACUGAAAGACAAAAGAGGAGGCAGCAAGCCAACUGAUGAGAAGACAUCUCUGCUGAAAGAAAAAGAUAAGCUGGAGAAACAAACAAAAGAUGAGAAAAUGAAAACAGAUGAGAAAUCUUUUAUAGAAGAAGGGAGGAAGACUGAGCAGAAAAAAUAUAUCCGUGAGAAAGUUAGCCAGAAGGUAACAGGGAGUGACAUUUCUACUGCAAGAACUUUGAAAAGUGAAUCAACCAAAAAAGAUGCAAGUGUGAUCUCAGAAUCAAGAGGCAAAGAUGUCAUUGAGGUACCAAUCAGUAUUGAAAGGCCUGCUCCUGACAAAGGACCUCAGAGAGAUAAAGAAAUAAGGGUACAAGGUGUUAAAACUUCCAUAGGAAGAGAAACAGAUGACCAUGUAACUGAGUCUGCUGAAACUCGCCAAGUGAGGAUUUCAGAAGCAGAGUCCAGUCUGGAAGGUCAAGAGCAAAUUAGGGAUGGAAGCCAUAAAAUGGGAACUCUGCCAACUGAAAACAUAGCAGAGAAUAUUGUUGCUGACAUUCUUAAAAGUUUCACACAGUCUUCUAGUUCACAGAUGUCAACAGACACCAAAGUGACCUAUUUUGAUAAGAAAGAACAGGAAGAUGAAGGGAAAAUAAAGACUGAGUUCACAGUGCAGUCUCAAGUUCAAGAAGACAUAGAUAUUUCUGAUGAAGGUGACUUGGGGCAUCUAUCAAACCAGGAUGUUAGAAAAGUGAUUCGAGAGGGCGUUGAGGCAACUCCUUCCAAAGAGGAGAUAGAAGAUAUUGUCCAUCACGGCCUGAAAGCAAGCGAGAGCGGGAAGAACGUGUCUGUGAAUGUGGAGAUUGUAGAGGAGCCACUGGAUUACACCACCGAUGAUUUUUCAACGCCUUUCCAGGUAGAAGAAGUGGAGGAUUCAUUCCCUGAGAGGGAGAGGCGUUAUGGUGAAGAGGAACAAAACGUCACCUUCACGUAUGAAGAUGUCAAAAAGAAGAAACCGCGCCACGAGAGCUUCACUCGCGUGGAAGAAGUAACUGAGGAAGAUGACUCACCUAUUGAACAGAAAUAUUUUGUAUCUGUUCCUGAUGAUCAUCCUGUUAUUAAUGAAAAAGAUGAUGACUCAGUAUAUGGGCAAAUUCAUAUUGAAGAAGAAUCGACUAUUAAAUAUUCUUGGCAAGAUGAGUUUUUGCAAGGCACACAAAGUAAGAGAGAGGAAGGUGUGAGCUCUCCAGAAGAAACCUAUAAAGUGGUGGGGGAGGAAGCGAGUGCCCAUAUUUUAAAGGAGCAUCCUGAAGGUGAAAGAUCCCAUGUUGAAUCCAUUGUUAUUGAAAAAGAGAUUAAAAUUCCCCAUGAAUUUCAGACUUCAAUAAAAGGACUUUUAUCCAAGGAAACGAAGGACCCUAAACAUCAACUGAAGGAAGCUUUGGAGCAGUUGGAGGGCAGUCUCCCAGAAAGUGUGAAAGAGGAGCUCUCUGCAUUAACAAAAGACAGCAAAGUGGACGCUAGUAACUUGGCAUUUGAUAUCAAAAAAGUUGAUCAGAAGGAGGAGGGGGGCUCAGUGACAAUUGUUGCUGAAGUCAAUCUGUCCCAGACCCUUAACACUGAUGAAUUUGACGUAGAUCAGCUUGGUGAAGUAAUCACGAGCGAGAAGGAGAAGGCAACAAUACACUCCCUGAAGACAGAGAGCUCAGAUAGGAGCAAUGUAGAAGUAGAUGUUUCUUCCCACAGUGACAAAUACACCCCUUUUGCUGACCAAGAGAUCUACAGCUCAUCCACGACGAGGUGGAGCGGUGGCACUGCCCAUCACACCACCGAAAGGGUCGUUUAUGACGGUUCGGUUUCGGAAACUGCGGGUUAUGGGGAGGCCUCUCACUCAUCACAGUCAGCUGAGGAGACCAAAACCCAGAGGCGUGUCAGGGUUGGCCCAGCAGGAGUCCAGAGGUUCGAGCAGGUCCUGUAUGAGGGGCCUGGUUCUGAAACGCUGGAGCUCAGUGCUGCAGAAGAUGUUGUUCAGAGAGAUGGACCGUCAGAAUUCAGCCAGUCUGUGAGGCACUUCAAACUGGGCCCCAAGGAAAUCCAAACCACAGAACAAGUCCUUUACACAGGCCCUAUUACUACAAUUGUAGAAGAGAUGGAUUCUGGAAAUCUUUCUCAGAAGGUUUCCACAGACUUCAGCAGGGCCACAAGACGCGUCACAGUAGGAUCAAGGCAAGUGACUGAAGAAGUCUCUUUUGAGGGGUCGGGUUCAGACUCUCUGGCUCUCAAUAGCUCAGAUGGCUUUUCCCAGGCUGAAGGGGCUGUGGAUGUCAGCAGAUCCAUGAGACACUUCAGGCUGGGCCCAAAAGAGGUCCAUACUGAGCAUGUUGUCUUUGAAGGACCCAUCUCUGGUAAAGUGGAGGUCAGCAGCACGAGGGACUUCUCACAGGCAGAAAGUUCAGUCAGACAAAUCCAGCUGGGUCCCCAGGGCUUUAUGACAGCUGAAGAGAUCAUCUACCAGGGGCCUGUCUCCCAGCACACAGGAAUCACUGAACUGGAAGACCAGACCCUUUCAGGAGGCUCAAGAGCUUUCAGGCACGUUAAAAUAAGUCCUGCAGGAACUCAUGCUGAGGAAAUCAUCUUCUCAGGACCCAUUGCUGGAGUGGUGGAAGAUCUUUCACAAAUAGCAGAGUCAUCUGAGAGCAGCAGCUCUGUGAAGCAUAUUAAAGUAGGCUCGAGGGAAACAGCUUAUACUUUCCAAAUGGAUGUUUCCAAUCUGGGUGGCAUAUCUGCAGUGAAGAGUGGAGAACAGCAAGACCCUUCUGCUGGUCAGCCACAGGUCAUCGUUGAAAGCAAUGCAGGAAAUGAAAGCACGAGAAGUGGCUACGUUCUCUCCAGUUUUUCCCAACAUCAGGAUGGGUCAUUUCUUGAUCAAACUGUGCAGUUGAAAAGAACGGUCGACCAAAGGUCAGAUGCUUCUGAAGAGAAGAAAGUCGCUUUUGUCUACCUGGACCAUGAGGAGGAAGAUGAUGAGGAUAAUGAAAAUGAUGGACAGUGGUUCUGAAAGGACUGUGUGAUGAAGCCUAAGUAGCAAUUUGUUUAUACGUAUUUUUUAUUAUCCUUUUUUUUUAAAGAGAAAAAAAGGGAUGGGGAAACAUUCAAACUAUUUAGAUUAUUCAUGGUGGACUGAGAAGUAUUGAAUUUAAGCCUCUAUCCAGCACAUUUUAUUUUCUUGGAAAUUUUAUUUUUGGGAGAGAUCUUGCUAUUAAUAUUUUUUCCUCAGAGUUCUGUGUCUAAUAUUUUCAGAUUUUUCCACCUAUAGAAACAGGAAUUUGCUACUGGGGAAUUCAAAGGAUUCUGUUUUUUUUGUUUGUUUUAUAGCACAUCAAAUAUUAAGUGUGUGCUUGAAUAGGACUUUUCAAAUAUUUUUUUUUCCUUAAUACUGUAUUGUACUUGGUUACUACAAUAUUACUAUGCAAUUCUAUUUAAACCUCAAGCUACUAACCACAAAUUUAACAGAAUAUAAGAAUAAUGAGUGGUAGUAGCUGAUUUUUCAGUUCCAUUUCUGUGUACUUAUAUGCAAUACCUAAUGAAUACAUUAUAAGAGACAGUUAUUACAGCUAUAAAAUUAAAUAUGAUCAUUUAGGAUCAAACUAAGCAUAGCAAGAAUUUACAAAAGUGACAUUAUUUAUAUAGCUUGAAUGCAGUGCAAAAAAGAAAAAGAUAACACUGAGAUAAGAAUUUCUUACAGUAUUCCAGGUAAGAAAUAGUGAAUUUUAUGGUUGGAUAGUAAUAUAUUUAAUAUCUCUAAAAAGAAAACAAAUUUAAAAACUAGACUGGAUAGUGUUCCCACUGAGGUAAGGAGAACUCCUUACAGAUUCAGUGGCUGUGUACAUUAGUAACCUCAACUUAUUUUGCAGUUUAUGGGUUACCUGAUACUAGGUAUUGCUAAAGGUAAAUGUGAAGUGUCAAACAUAGUGCCUAAUUUCCUAAAACAGUGAAAUUAGCUGAUAUCUAUCCUGUUAGAAGGAAACUUUUACAAUGACAUUGAUGACACUUAUGAUCAUUGUGUGUCAGCUCAUUCCCAGACAAUCCUUUUGUUUACAAACACAGUUUCCUUUUCAAUCACUCCCCCUGCAAACCCAACCUGAGAUUUGAAUUUAUGUUUUUCUUCCUUUUUUUUUUUCUCUGAAUGUAACACGUGCCUCAGGCCAAAGUUGCCUUCUACUUAAAUCGUUUCUAAAUAAGCUAAUUUCACUUGGAUUGCACAUUGGUUGAAUGAAGGACAUAAUUUCACUUUAUAAUUCAGUGACUUUAUAAGUUCAGCUUGGAAGCCAGCACAGCACCACUGGCUGGCCUGAGCUGGGCAGUGCUGGCAGGAACAGAAAUAGCAGCCAAAAUAUUGUCAGUGGGAUAAGAA